UUUUGGGCUCGUUGUGAUUCUUUCCUUCUACUACUUCCCUUCUCUUUUUAUUAUAUUUACUGCUUAGUUUCUUUUUGUCGUCCCAUUACGCUCCUUAAUUGGUAUUCCUCUUCGCUCUGAGAGAGAGAGAGAGAGAGAGAGGCGGGGGAGAGGGAGAUGAAGAGAGGAGAGGAACAGGGGAGGGCUCUGUUUGGGAUAUCUCUAACGAAUAGAACCAAGUGGCAACAGUUUCUUAUAUGCUCCUCUGGGUUCUUCUUCGGUUACCUCGUCAAUGGCGUUUGUGAGGAAUACGUGUAUAAUCGACUCCAUUUCAGCUAUGGUUGGUACUUCACUUUUGUGCAGGGUUUUGUGUAUUUGGGUCUCAUAUACAUGCAGGGGUUCACAACCGAGAAUAUGGUGAAUCCGUGGAGGACUUAUGUUAAGCUCGCGGCGGUGCUCAUGGGGUCUCAUGGCCUUACUAAGGGCUCUCUCGCAUUCCUAAACUAUCCGGCGCAACUCAUGUUCAAAUCCACAAAGGUAUUGCCAGUAAUGGUCAUGGGGGCGUUCAUUCCUGGUCUAAGACGGAAGUAUCCGGUCCACGAGUACAUUUCCGCGAUACUCCUCGUCAUCGGCCUCAUCCUUUUCACGCUGGCGGAUGCCCAAGCAUCGCCCAAUUUUAGUAUCGUUGGCGUCGUCAUGGUGUCGGGGGCGCUAGUGAUGGAUUCCUUUCUCGGUAAUCUCCAAGAGGCCAUUUUCGCCAUGAACCCCGAAACGACACAGAUGGAGAUGCUGUUCUGUUCGACUGUCGUCGGCUUGCCUUUCUUGAUCCCGCCGAUGGUUCUAACAGGGGAACUUGCUAAAGCAUGGAAUUCCUGUUCUGAGCAUCCGUAUGUUUAUGCCGUGUUGGUGUUUGAAGCCAUGGCUACCUUCGUCGGCCAGGUCUCUGUUCUGUCCCUCAUUGCCAUUUUCGGGGCUGCAACCACCGCCAUGGUAACUACGGCGAGGAAAGCGGUGACGCUUCUUUUAUCGUACUUGAUAUUCACAAAGCCGUUGACGGAGCAACACGGGAGCGGUCUCAUGCUCAUUGCCAUGGGGAUCAUCUUAAAGCUUCUUCCAGAGUACAAGGAUCCCGUCCCGCCAAAACAAAUACAAAGUAGUCAUUCACAAUUGCAUCUACAAGGAUUGAAAGAAGAAGAAGAGAAGAGGCCUUUGGUUUGAAAAGCCAUGCUAUGGGAGUUAACACUAUUGGUUUUAUUACUCAAAAGUAUGAGAGAAUUUGUUUGCAGGUGUAGUUGAUUUGCUUCAAGACGUAAGAGUCAAAUGUGAAUAGCAGCGGGGCGCCAAGUUGAUUUCGACCGUAAAUGCUCAUUUUAUGUUUGUUUCGAUUGGCUGUUAAGGUAAUUCACUCAGUAUCAUAAUUGACUUCGUCGUGAAUGGUGGCGACGUCAAUUGGGGCGGAGGAAAAGAGAGAAAUAAUAGUACUAACUAAAAGUUGUAAUUUCUUUCUUUCUUUUUAUGUGCUAGUAGAACUUACAGUUAUGAAGUUAUCCGCUUCUUAUCAAAUGAAUAACAAUA
Ananas comosus (pineapple) is the source of this 1554-nucleotide messenger RNA. Its product is annotated as UDP-galactose/UDP-glucose transporter 4-like. NCBI's taxonomy places the organism in Eukaryota, Viridiplantae, Streptophyta, Magnoliopsida, Poales, Bromeliaceae. Bases 157 to 1197 code for a protein of 346 amino acids. The record is from RefSeq and is a predicted model, not a curated record. Gene Ontology annotation, biological process: transmembrane transport. The transcript is spliced from 7 exons. Gene Ontology annotation, cellular component: Golgi membrane; endoplasmic reticulum membrane. Gene Ontology annotation, molecular function: transmembrane transporter activity.